CCCCGCACGCAACCGCCUCGCGCCUCCUCCUCUUCUUAAGUCUCAAUCCCCGCUUCCUUCCCUCCCCGUCAGUCCACUCCCCCCUGCUAGGCUGCUAGCUCCUCCGCUACAACGAUCUCCAUCCCACGGAACCGAACCCGCAUGCCUCUCGCGGCGGCCGCCACCGUCGCCGCUGCGCGCCCCUCCCCGAUUGGCCUGCCCCGCCCGUUAUGCCGCGCUUCCGCCCAUCCACGCCGCCGGUUCCGGCUGCAGGCGACCUCGCCCGCCUCCACGCCGGCACCUGCGCCCGCGCCGGCGACAGCGGACGAGGGACCCGGUGCGGGGCCGUGCCCCGUGGUUAGGUUCGACAUGGCUGACUUCACUGUCGCCGACCGCGUCAGCGUCGGGCUCCACGGACGGUCGGAUGAGAUGAUCUUCGAGGCCACGGUGCGCGAUCCGAGCAGUGAGCUAUACGGGUCAACGGUGGUGUUGAGGCAGCUGACGAGCUCGCAGGCCAAGCGCAGGGGCCGGCGCGCGCUAGAGGUGCUGAAGAAGCUGGCUCGCCGCCAGAUCAUGUACCACUCGUACGCGAUGCAGGUCCAUGGCUAUGUCACUCCAAGCAAUGUCAUGGAGGAGGGCGAUGGACCAUUCAUUUUGGUGCACGGGUACCAUGGGAGUUACUCCUUGCGUCACUGGUUGCAACUCUCGGAUUGGCUUCCAACCUUAGAAGCAACAUUGGCAUUGGAUGAAGAACAAGUAAGGAGGGUAGGAGAUGAUUCGAUUGGAGGACCUGCUGUUACUCGGCAGCUACGUCUAAUCAGGAUAUUGAUGAGAGACCUUCUGAUUGGUGUAAAUUAUCUACAUAGCCAUGGAAUGGCACAUACUGAGCUUAGACUGGAGAAUGUUCAUGUAAGCCCAGUAGACAAGCAUGUCAAAGUUGGUAUUCUUGGGAAUGCUGUUGAUUUUCAUGACAGUGAUCCUAACAAUAGUUCAGUACCAAGUAACAAUGACAGACGAAAAAUGAUGAUAGCAUUUGACAUGAGAUGCGUUGGUUUCAUUAUGGCAAAGAUGGUUCUGAAAGAGCUCAUGGAUUCUUCAACAUUCCUAAAAUUCAAGUCAUUCUUGAAUAAGGGAAAUGAUCCAUCAUGUUUGCGCGAGUUCCUUGUACCUAUUCUUAGCCAAAAUUCUCCAACUGGGAAUAUUGGUCUGCAGAUGCUCGAUAGACACUGGGGUGCUGGUUGGAACCUUUUGGCCUUAUUGCUCGCAACAAAAUCUGACAAUAGGAUAAGUUGCCUCGAUGCACUGCGGCACCCCUUCCUUUGUGGACCUAAAUGGAGAAUAAGUCCAUCAGUGAAUGUUGUACGUUGGGGCUUGGGAUCUACUGCUGUCCGCCUGGCUGAAGAUUAUAUUUAUGGGCAUCACCAGCGUAGACGGUUAGCAUAUUUUAUUGAGUUGAUGGAAGUGCUAAACCCUAAUUCAAGAACAGAGAGUUGGCUUCACCUCCUACCUGGUCGCUGGUGCCUCUUAUACUGUACAGGAAGGCACAUCGGUCUAACACUUCGUCAGCCUACCCCCAGAAUCCUCAUGAGUGACGUGUUCCUCACAUUUGCACAAACUCCAGAGUCUGUUGACCCCGUUUUAUCUCUGGCCUCAGAUAUUGGUUUCAAAAUUAUGCCAGAAUCUGACUGGCCUCAUGACAAAUCUGGCACCGAAGGAAAUUUGUCUGUUACAACAUCAGCAAGGAUAGCUCCUGGGAGGAUCUAUAUUAAUGCAGAAGAUAGUAAAGACAGUAGGAUCACAUCUUCAAGGAGAUAUCUUCACGGCAAAUGGGGAAAAGCUUCGAAAAUGAAGGAGCUGCCUGCUAGCCUCCCCACCGCAAGCAUUAAUGUCGAUGAAGACGAAGUUGAUGUGUCAAUGACUUGUGGCUCGACUUUGAAUGUCAAUUCUGCACGUAAAGUGCUGCAAGAGGUCCGUACUCAGACCCCACCGGAAAUGUUCGAUUUGUCAAAGAUUGUUUGUGGUACAUACAUCGAUUCAAGGUUGAUGAUUCUUCGUGGUGUUAAUGGGUCGGCUUUACUUUUCAUUAGAUCGAAUUGUACGUCAGACUCCUGAGAAGAAUAUUGGAACCCUGUGUUUUUUCCUGUACAUUCUUGUAUUUGUAGGUGUCCAUUAUUGAUUUGUAACAACUGUACAUAAUAAGAUGUCCAGCGAAAUCAGAAUGUUUUAUCUAACUUUCUUUCGAACAAGGAGGAAAUAUAUUCUCAUUUUGGGUUUUACA
Molecule: messenger RNA, 2257 nt
Organism: Brachypodium distachyon (stiff brome)
Lineage: Eukaryota; Viridiplantae; Streptophyta; Magnoliopsida; Poales; Poaceae
Product: probable plastid-lipid-associated protein 14, chloroplastic
Exons: 13
Coding region: 142-2091 (649 amino acids)
Biological process (GO): protein phosphorylation
Molecular function (GO): ATP binding; protein kinase activity
Source: RefSeq, a predicted model, not a curated record